AUCCACUAACAUAUGAUCUGCUCCAUGCGAAUGGGCUCCUUUCGCACAUUGCUUCACAAGGUUGCAGUAUGCUUGAACUACUUCUUGAGAUGGAUCGUAUUCUGCGAUCUGAGAAAUGGUUGAGAGUAUGAAGAAAGUUGCAAAACUCGAUGCUGAACCGACUGUGGAGGAAAGGAACUUGCUUUCUGUUGGUUACAAGAAUGUUAUUGGAGCUCGAAGGGCUUCUUGGCGUAUUAUGUCCUCCAUUGAGCGGAAAGAGGAGUCGAAAGGGAAUGAGAACAAUGUGAAGCUGAUUAAGGGAUAUCGUCACAAGGUAGAAGAGGAGCUGUCCAAGAUUUGUCAUGAUAUACUAGAAAUCAUAGACAAACAUCUAAUCCCAUCUUCUGGCACCGGAGAAGCUACUGUCUUUUAUUACAAAAUGAAAGGUGAUUAUUAUCGUUACCUUGCUGAGUUCAAGACUGAUCAGGAAAGGAAAGAGGCUGCUGAACAAUCAUUGAAGGGCUACGAGGCUGCUACGGCCACUGCAAACUCUGAUCUCUCUUCAACACAUCCAAUCAGGCUUGGUCUUGCUUUGAACUUCUCUGUGUUCUACUAUGAGAUCAUGAACUCUCCAGAAAGGGCAUGUCACUUGGCUAAACAAGCUUUUGAUGAGGCAAUAGCGGAGUUGGACACUCUAAGUGAAGAAUCAUACAAGGACAGUACCUUAAUCAUGCAGCUGUUGAGAGACAACCUCUGAUUUGCCCGAAGAUGGAGCUGAAGAGAAUUCGAAAGCAGCAGAACCUCCUCAAAAAGCAGCAGAACCGCCUCAAAAAACAGAAGAUUGGCCUCAACAUUAAUGGAGUCUCAAGGAGAGACAUGACAGGCAGUAUGCUUGAGAAAUUCCCUCAGCUAUCUUAGAGACUAUAGCGCGUGCAUGAUUUUGCAAUGCCCCUACCAGAAGAAGAUGCAUUUAUUAAUUUGAUUGAGACAUUUUCAUUUCCUUCCAUUUUUUCCUUUAUUUAUCUUCUUUGGUGGAAAGUGUUAUUCAACUUGAUCUUUUUCAAAUGAGUCUUAGUCUUUUCUUAGAUCCUGGAUUUUGUUCAGGGACAGGCCAAUCUCUUGAGAUUAUGAGUUAAUUUCAUUUGAAGGACAAAAAAGGAGGAUUUGCUGAAAGAUUUUGAUCCAAUCCCUCCGUAUUAUUACUUACUGUAAUUGGAUAAAGUUAAUGAUAAUGAAGAACAAAAUUGAUGCUAAAA
Messenger RNA from Nicotiana tabacum (common tobacco), 1235 nucleotides. NCBI's taxonomy places the organism in Eukaryota, Viridiplantae, Streptophyta, Magnoliopsida, Solanales, Solanaceae. The record is from RefSeq and is a predicted model, not a curated record.